CGUCGAAUAAAUCAUACAAAGACAUGUUUGUCACCGCGAAUAGCAAAGUACAAUUGUGAACCAUGCUACCGAAAAAAAAAACGAUCUCCACCACCCAGGGCCGUGACAGGGCAAGGUAUUGACGCUGACACUCACACAGACCUAUUUGUUUUUCGAAGAACAACAAGAGGUCGCUUAGUCUUCCUCUAUGAAGGCGCACACUAUGCCAGUUUUCCACCCUCAAAGAAGUAGAAAUCGCCACCCUGUCCCAUAGCAGGCAGUAACCCUUCAAGUUUAGUAAAGCGUGACGUCGGUGGUCAGUGCGGAAAAGACGUGAUCUUCCUCGGAUCACAAUCCUGAAAACCAUCCACAAAAGUUGCUCUUAAAUGGGCAAACGCCUUGCAGGAGUGGCGACGAGUCCUAAGCUUUCGUGUGAAACAAGGAUUCGCUGUGUUCUCCGGAAAACAGACACAAACGACAGGCGAGGAUUUCAGCCAAUCAUGAACUCGGUACAGGGAGACAACGACAAAUGCAGACGAAGUCUCUAUGUAAGAACAGUUGUGUAUCAGGCCAGAGCAGGAUUUUUUGAUAAACGAAGAUUACAAGUGACGCAGCCACCAGCACGUGGUUACGUUCUCGUACUCAAGAAGACACCUUCUACCGAUUUCCCGGUCGCUCCCGUGCCCGCCGGAUAUUGGAGAAGGUAAGCUCUCGGUUGAUCUUUCUUCUUAUCCGGAGAAAAAAAAGCCAAUCGUUUCUUCCUUCUGCACAACGAGGUUUUUCUACGGGAGUCCGGCGAGCGCGUAUGAGGGCCCGACCACCAGACACCCGAAACGCCGAAAUGCCUGCACAUCCUCCGUGACGCCUUUGUCCUCCAGUGAAUGGAAAGCGAAUCCAAAAGGCUUGUCGUUCUUCUUUUUUUACGGAGGAUAGAAUGCACUUUCGUGACCACGCGAACGCCUUGGGAGUAUCUGCGCUCACAACCAGGGGGUCAGCGUGUCCAGCGCAGCAGAGUCUUCAGGUUGCAUGCUGCGAGUUCGAUCCUCCUGGAGCCCUCAAAAGCCACCUUUGCUCCUUGUUCGCGAGCGUUUGUUUCCUCUUCAGCUGCAUCCAAAGUCUCCUCGAAACCCUCGUCGAAAAGUCAGACACUUCUGGCUUUCGUGGCGCUCAUCUCUCGGCGUCUUUCUCAUUUCCCCGUGGCCGGAGGCGUCGGAUACACGUGACUGCUUCACGUUCCUCGAUUUCUCGCGACACACUGACUCCCUUUCGCCAUUAAAAAUGUGCUAAAGGUUUUCUCUGUUUGUUCUGAUCUGAGAUUGGACGGAGGCAGUGUCGGUCUGUUUCAGCUGAAGCGACUUCGAACUCUCGCCACCCUCCUCGCUGUCCUGAACACCCUCUGUGACCUGUUUCUGAGCUGUGUCUGCAUUUCUUGUCUGCACAAUGGAAGAAGACGAACUUUCUCAAUGCCGGGCUCUGUAUUAUGUGGGCUUCUAUGACAUGUGCAUCGCGCGCUGCGGCGUCACACACGUGACGGGGACUCUCGCCCAACAAGAGAAAGAAGGAAUGCUUUACGCCUGUCGGCUCAUGCAGAAUCGCCAGACGCAGGGCAAGGUGGACCCCAGCGAGGUCCAAGCAAUGAGUGCUAGCCCAAAUCCGUUCCUGAGAAGUCUCGCGGUGUACAUACAGUUCCUGGACACAGCGUCUCCUCAAGAGCAACUGACUCUGUACCACCAACUUCGUGCCUUGAUGCAAGAGCAGGGGAAUACUUUCUCUGUCUUCUUCGCAGCCUCGGCUGCUGCAGCGCUCGGCAAUUUCUCAGACGCUCUUCAGUUUGCUUCGCAGCUUCAACUCCUUGAAAUGCGAGUUCUCAAACUUCAGAUUCUGCUCCUCAUGAACCGCGGAGACUUGGCAGAAGAAGAAGCACGCCAAGUGGCUGCCCAGAAUGACGACGCACCUCUCAGCAAGUUGGCAACUGCUCUCGUCGACACACUUGGAGGGAGUCCCCAGGAGGCGUACCUCUCUUUGGGCGACAUCGAGAUGCUCUGUCAGACUCCAGGCCUGCCGUGUGUCUCGCCGCUUCUUUUGAACGGCAAAGCAGCGGCGAACAUUCAACGACGGGAGUGGAACACCGCUCUCGAGGAUGCGCUCAAGGCUUUCCAGCAGGCUCCGCAAGACUGUGACACUUUGGUCAACUUGAUUUGCUGCUGUCGAAACAUGAAGAAGCACCAAGAAGCUGAUUUCUACGUCGAACGCCUGAGCGCCGUCGCGCCUUCGCACCCGAUGGUCGUCAAAAUGCGUGAACUACAUGCGGCGUUUGCCAACGCAGGAGUCCCGCAGAACUCGAGUCCUUCAGCAGCAGUUUCUUUCUGAUUCUCAGAACGUGGAAGUCAACGAAUGGGGAUGAACAAGAGUUUCUUUCUGGUUGCAGAGUGUGUCGCGGAACAAGCGUCUGGAGAGAAGCUCGAAGAACACAGUGCGCUCUGACUCAACGCACAGAGACGAAGAGAGAGGCAGAUGUCGGUAAAAUGGCUGAGAGAAUUCAUUCUGAAUGUGUGUUUUCUUCUGAAGACAAGGGCAUAAGAAUCAAAGAAAGGCUUUUCUAGAAGAGCUGAACUGUAAGGCCCACCAUAUUCUGAAUUAUCUGUCCAGGGGCAUGCGGUGCUUGUAAAAACUGCGGGUGGCUGUAUGCGCAAAAGCAGAUGUCAACAGUUCUAAUUGGAAAGAAUGCGAAACAACAGUCGAAAUGAGAAGAAGCAAGUGUCUGUCAAGUCCUUGCCGUCUCCGAAAACACCGGUUUUAUUGCGGGGAUGCGUCGGUGGAGUGCGUGAUUUAAAGUGAAGAGAGACCUAAGCGAUGUCCCGUGAUCGCAGGUGGGCCGUAUUUAGUUUUUUUCGUUUUUUCAAUCAGAAGUGUCGUAGGAAGAUCGUGUAUCAUCAUCGUGGUGGAACGUCCACAUUGAGGCGACAACCUCUCGAAUACUGAUUCAUCUAGAGGUACGGUCGUUGUCUUGUUGAAAUAUCGGCAACCUUAUCUAUCCUUCACGUACUCAGGGUAUGCAAUAUGCCACUCAGAUGACUAUGAAGCGAGACUCACUGGUGCACAUAAUAGAAUGAGAUCUCU
This is a messenger RNA of Toxoplasma gondii ME49, 3099 nucleotides long. RefSeq names its product coatomer epsilon subunit protein. Gene Ontology annotation, biological process: retrograde vesicle-mediated transport, Golgi to endoplasmic reticulum; intra-Golgi vesicle-mediated transport; endoplasmic reticulum to Golgi vesicle-mediated transport. Gene Ontology annotation, molecular function: structural molecule activity; protein binding. Bases 1420 to 2349 code for a protein of 309 amino acids. Gene Ontology annotation, cellular component: COPI vesicle coat. The record is from RefSeq and is a predicted model, not a curated record. NCBI's taxonomy places the organism in Eukaryota, Apicomplexa, Conoidasida, Eucoccidiorida, Sarcocystidae. The transcript is spliced from 9 exons.